GGGCAAGCGCGCUGCUCGGCUGCAGGGUAGUGGUCCCGGCCCGCGGCCCUGCCAUGCGGGGCCCCCCGGGCGCUGAGGCGUGCGCCGCGGGGCUCGGAGCCGCGCUCUUUCUGCUGCUCUUCGUGCUGGGGGUCCGCCAGCUGCUGAAGCAGAGGCGGCCGGCCGGCUUCCCCCCCGGGCCGUCGGGGCUGCCAUUUAUCGGCAACAUCUACUCGCUGGCGGCCUCGGGCGAGCUCGCCCACGUCUACAUGAGAAAGCAGAGCCCGGUGUACGGCGAGAUCUUCAGUUUAGAUCUUGGAGGUAUAUCAGCUGUGGUUUUAAAUGGCUAUGAUGUAGUAAAGGAAUGCCUUGUUCAUCAAAGUGAGAUUUUUGCAGACAGACCAUGCCUUCCUUUAUUCAUGAAGAUGACAAAAAUGGGAGGCUUACUCAAUUCCAGAUAUGGCCGAGGAUGGGUUGAUCACAGAAAAUUAGCUGUAAAUAGCUUUCGCUGUUUUGGAUAUGGCCAAAAGUCUUUUGAAUCUAAAAUCUUAGAAGAAACCAAUUUUUUUAUUGAUGCUAUUGAAACAUACAAAGGUAGACCUUUUGACCUUAAACAAUUAAUAACAAAUGCUGUUUCAAACAUAACCAAUCUGAUCAUUUUUGGAGAACGCUUCACUUAUGAAGACACGGAUUUUCAGCACAUGAUUGAGUUAUUUAGUGAAAAUGUGGAACUAGCAGCCAGUGCCUCAGUCUUCCUGUAUAAUGCCUUUCCAUGGAUUGGUAUCAUACCUUUUGGAAAACAUCAACAGCUAUUUAGAAAUGCAGCUGUAGUCUAUGAUUUUCUCUCCAGGCUUAUUGAAAAAGCUUCCAUCAACAGAAAGCCUCAGUCACCCCAGCAUUUUGUUGAUGCUUAUUUAAAUGAGAUGGAUCAAGGUAAAAAUGACCCAUCAUGUACUUUCUCCAAAGAAAACCUCAUUUUUUCCGUGGGUGAACUCAUCAUUGCUGGAACUGAAACUACAACCAAUGUGCUUCGGUGGGCAAUUCUUUUCAUGGCCCUUUAUCCUAAUAUACAAGGACAAGUUCAGAAAGAGAUCGAUUUAAUUAUGGGACCCACUGGGAAGCCCUCUUGGGAUGACAAAUGCAAAAUGCCUUAUACUGAGGCAGUCUUGCAUGAAGUUUUAAGAUUCUGUAAUAUAGUGCCAUUAGGAAUUUUCCAUGCAACCUCUCAAGAUGCAGUUGUACGUGGUUAUUCUAUUCCUAAAGGCACAACAGUAAUUACAAAUCUUUAUUCUGUACAUUUUGAUGAAAAGUACUGGAGAAACCCAGAAAUAUUCUAUCCUGAGCGAUUUCUGGACAGCAGUGGAUAUUUUGCCAAGAAGGAGGCUUUGGUUCCUUUUUCCCUAGGGAAAAGACAUUGCCUUGGAGAGCAGCUGGCUCGGAUGGAGAUGUUCCUGUUUUUCACAGCAUUGCUCCAGCGGUUUCACUUGCAUUUCCCGCAUGGGCUGGUUCCAGAUCUGAAGCCCCGAUUAGGCAUGACAUUGCAACCCCAGCCCUACCUCAUCUGUGCAGAAAGACGCUGAAAGUACGUGGAUGUGUGGAUGUUUUGUGGGAAAAGGCUAUCUGGUUGCCUUUUAUCCCUGAACCUUGUUUAUCUAAUCAGUGUAUGUAUUUGGGCAGAAAUUACAGCAUCAUACAGCCAAAUGAACACGGGCAUGUCUUUGAAAGCAUUACUAAAGCAAUAAUAAGCAUUAGCUAUGGUUUUUUCCAAGCUUUCAUGGCUCCUAAGGUGGGAUUAUCUGUGGAGGAAAACAAAGGUGCAAAUGACAGGUUUUGCUUAAGUAAGAAGGGCCGUGGAUGCCCUUGGCAGAGCCCGACUUUUCACCCUCUUCUUGAGCACCAGGUACCCUCUUCCUUUCUUGACUCCAUCUUGCUCCUGUCCUGGGGGUUUGCUUCCAAAUGCCAGUUGCAUUUCCCUUCUGAUCAGGUAUUAUCAUUAAUGGGUAGUGUGGUAGGGAGUCAAUUUUAAUAGAGGAAUAAAGAAAUUAGAACCUAAAUAAAUUAAUUUGGAGUACAGAGGUAUUUUAGACACAGUGGCAGAUAAUAGAAGAAAUAUCUAUGUAUUUUAGAACCUGCCAGUGCUUUCAAAUCUUGCUCCCUGUGAUGUUUUCAUAAGAAUUACAUUGUUCUUACAAAUGAGGGUCCCUAACCCCUGAAUAUUCAUUCCUAUAGAACCAUUUCAGUAAAAGGAAAUUACAAGAAUGUAAUUAUAAUAAAAAUGACCUCCUAAAAGUGAUUAUUAAUUCUUUAUGGGCAGAGACAUUUUUCCUAGUACCACUUUUUUCUUAACCAAUCUCAGGUCUUUUUUUUUUUUAAAGAUUUUAUUGAUUUAUUCAUGAGAGACACAGAGAGAGAGGCAGAGACACAGGCAGAGGGAGAAGCAGGCUCCUUGCAGGAAGCCUGAUGUGGGACUCAAUCCUGGGACUCCAGGAUCAUGCCCUGAGCCAAAGGCAGGUGCUCAACUGUUGAGCCACCCAGGCAUCCCCCAAUCUUACGUCUUAAAGAUGGAAUUGUUUUACCUUUUAGAGCUCUCCAGGCAUUUCCAUGGAUUGCUGUUAUUUUUCUGAAGAUAACACUAUACAAAUAAAAAAAAAAAAACAUGCUUUAGAGCCAGGGUAAAUGUAUAUGUUGGGACACUUGAGAAUGAUGAGUGUCUAGUAAUAAUGAUGCCAGGAAAAUAAGUGUGAACUAUGACUGGCCUAUCAAACUGGUAUGUAUAUUAUUCACCCACUUACAGUUUUUUUUAACAUGAUUUCUUCCAAGAUUGUACAUCAAGAGUUUCUACUCUUGUAACGUAGCUCAUGAAUAGUUGUAGCCUUAAAGUAAAUGCACAUAAUAACGACUUCUAUUAAGAAUAUGAAUUUAACCUUAAUAACCUUAUCUGUUGAAUAUUUUCAAGUUUCUGUGUGAUGAAUUAGGAGUCUUUGCAUCUCUGAUAUAUUGAGACAUUUGUGGUUGCAAGAGGAAAAAGUCCUGGACAAAUUUACAUAACUAAUAAAGGAGAAAUUUGGUGGUAUUUUGGCAGUUUUAGGGUAGGUAUGACCUACAUGUUCCAUGGUAUAAUCAAAUAAAUGUCUGUUUGCAUUUCUCAGUUUUGCCUCCCAGAUGGUAUCAGCUUUAAUCUUAAGAUUGACUCAUGGAAGUACAUGUGCUUUGCCUCCUUGUUGAGACCGUGAGCUUGGGUUGUUUCUGGGGAAGUUAGGGAGCUUUUCAGGUAUUCUCCCCAAACUGUUCUUUGUGUCCUAAGUUAUGUGCCCAUUUUUUAAAACUAUGUCUUUUGAGUGGGAUUAUGGUUCACUGAUACCUGACUACUAGAGUCAGUGAUGGAGUUGGUUUCCUCCAAAGAACAUGUGCUAUAUUGGGGUAGUAUAGUUACCUAAACAAAAAUAAAGAGAGUUAUGAAGAGAAGAGGAACUCUGGACUAGCAGAUUAAUUACAAUAUCUGCCUCACUGCCCUCUAACUGCUUCCUAAGCUAAGCAACUCUUCCACCUGCUUCCCUGACUCUUGACAGAUCUGUUAAUUCAGGUUACUUUUUAAUUUUUGCUUUUCCUUUGACACAGCGAGUCUCUCAUCCCUGGCCUCCUACUUGCUGUCAUAUCUCAUAUAAAUGCCUAGGUGGAGCUCUACAGACUGGGGAUUCUGGAAGCUUGGUAGACUUAGCAAAGAAAUUUAGUGAACUGGAGCAGGUUAUAAUCAAAAUUAAGGAGGCCUCAUUUUGCUCUUGAAUACUAUCAUUAUUCUAGGAUGAUUAAGACCUUCAUAAAUCUACAGAGAAUAAAAGAACAUGCUAUUUAUUUUCUAUACCUUGUAUCUAAAGAAAUUUUUUUUUUUUCUUGCUGAAGUUAAUGCCAAUGUGACAAAAAUAAUUUAAAAAUGUAGAUUUAGGGCAGCCCGGGUGGCUCAGCGGUUUAGCACCACCUUCAGCCCAGGGCCUGAUCCUGGAGACCUGAGAUCGAGUCCCAUGUCGGGCUCCCUGCAUGGAGCCCGCUUCUCCCUCUGCCUGUGUCUCUGCCUCUCUUUCUCUCUGUGUCUCUCAUGAAUAAAUAAAUAAAAUCUUUAAAAAAAAAUUAUAGAUUUAUGAGACACCUGAGUGGCCCAGGUUGAGCAUCUGCCUUUGGCUCAGGGCAUGAUCCCAGUUUAGGGAUCAAGUUCCACAUCAGGAUCCCUGUGAGGAGCCUGCGUCUCCGUCUGCCUAUGUCUCUGCCUCUCUCUAUAUCUCUCGUGAAUAACUAAAUAAAAUCGUUUUUUUAAAAUGUAGAUUUAUAACUUUUAAAAGGUAAAACAGCUUUACUCUCACUUAAUGUGCUCAUGUUAUAGCCAAAUAAAUAGGGGUUCAAACAGGAAAUGAUUCCUCUAGUUCAUAGCAGAGGCAUGUCUUUCAUACCAUACUCUUUGUACUCCUAAUAAUUUAUACCAUGCUUUACAGUUAAUUAUAAAGUGAUUUUUUAUAUAGUUUGGAGCCAAGUAAUAACUGUGGUAAAAAUAAAAUAUUGCAUUUUUAGAAAAAUGUAAAUUAACAGAAAUUAGUAAGAACUCCAUAUGGAAAAUAUUUUUUUUUAAAGAUUCUAUUUAUUUAUUCAUGAG
Molecule: messenger RNA, 4621 nt
Organism: Nyctereutes procyonoides (raccoon dog)
Lineage: Eukaryota; Metazoa; Chordata; Mammalia; Carnivora; Canidae
Product: vitamin D 25-hydroxylase
Exons: 5
Coding region: 54-1559 (501 amino acids)
Biological process (GO): xenobiotic metabolic process
Cellular component (GO): intracellular membrane-bounded organelle; cytoplasm
Molecular function (GO): iron ion binding; heme binding; oxidoreductase activity, acting on paired donors, with incorporation or reduction of molecular oxygen, reduced flavin or flavoprotein as one donor, and incorporation of one atom of oxygen
Source: RefSeq, a predicted model, not a curated record